CUGUACUAUCAGACUCAGCAGUGUUAGAUCUAAACUUUGCUCUUAUAUCCCUCAUCUUCCAUAGCUAAUCUUCACUCGAAAAGAACCCUAAGAACUCUAUUCUUACUCUUCAUCUUAUCAAAGUUGAGAUCUUUUCUCCUCUUUGGUUUUCUGGGUUGUCUCUCUCUCUCUCUCUCUCUCUUUGUGGGUAAAGCUCUUGAAGGUAAUUCUAUUACAGUAUGUAAAGUGUUUUGUAAUGUAUAAUGUAGAGAUUCAAAAGGGAAUUUGAUGGUUCGGUUUGAUAAAGCAAAGAUGGAACAGACAUGGUUUGAGCCAAAACCAAGAAAAGUUCAUAGAAAUGUAUGGUUAAAGAUUCAAAAAUCAAUGGGUGUUCUUGUGGGUGGGAAUCACACUUCUUCCAGGUUUUGUACUCGUUAAAAAUCUUAUCUUUUCUGUUGGUUUGGCUUCAAUCUCUCUUGUCUUUUAUGAAAAGAUAAUCGUUUUGUUGGAAUUUGAAAUACCCAUUGCUUGAAAUCCUCUUGUUUGAUCAAAUCUUUGAUAAUUUGGUGGUCAAGUAAAAAAGAAAAUCUAUGGAUUUAAAGGCUUCGACACUUCAGAUCCUUGGUGGGUCUAUAGCCAGGCGAUUGCUUGUACGUGCAUUUAUGCUUGCCUCGGCUCUUUCUAUUUUAUCUUUGGUGCAACUGAUUAUUGGGUCUGAUCCAAUAUUGCUUGAUUCUGUAAAAUUUCAUGAAUGUGAUGUGCCUUUUACUAUUAAAAGCAAGAAUUUGUUUCAGAAUCGAUUUUUGAAACCCAUUUGGAACUCAUUUGAAUGUAAGGAAUAUGCCAAUUUGACUACUGAUGUUGUUAGAGAGCUAAUGAGCAAGCAACUACUGUUGGAUUAUAGUGCAAAAGCUCUCUGUGUCGGUGAAGGAUCAGCUUCUGCUGUGUAUGCAUUGCGAGAGUUAGGAUUUGUUAAUGCGUGUGGGGCUCAUAGACACCCCUUUUUCUCGCUUAAGCAUAGAAAGUUCGUAUACGAGCUUCAAUAUGCAGACAAUUUCUUUGAUUUUGUGUUCUCUAGGGACCUUGAUGAAGUUUCGGUCCCUGCUAUUCUUGUUCUCGAGAUAGAGCGUGUUCUCAAGCCCGGUGGAAUUGGGGCAAUGCUUGUGGGUGUUAAUGGGUUAAAUCCAAAUGGCUUAAUUAGGUCUGCUACACCCGUGUCUUCAUUGUUGAAAGCUUCCAAUGUUGUACAUGUUGGUUAUGUUCAGAAGUAUACUUUGGUUGUUUUCCAGAAAAGGAUUGAAGAAGUUGGUUACUUUGAGCGAUUUGUCCUGCCAGCCGAUUGUCAAUCUGUUAUGAGUAACAGACCCUUUAUGGAACAAAUAGAGCCCCUUAUGGAGAAUAAAGAAAGGGGAUUUGAGAAUAAGAUUGCAUAUCUGCCCAGUUUUCUUGAUGUGGCAUCUAGGAAGACGUUGGUGUAUGUUGAAAUUGGGGCAUCGGAGCGUCUGAACUCUAGUGUUUCUAAUUGGUUCUUGCCAUCUUAUCCUGUGGAUCACAAGGCGUUCAAUGUUUAUUUUGUGGACCACAACACUACAGUCCUGCUAUCCUGUGUUAAAAAGCCUGGUGUUACCUUCAUUUACUAUCCAGGCCUAGCCGGAGAGAAGGCUAAUGCUUCAAAUUCUGAGUUUGAAGACCUGGAUCCAUCAUUAGAGGAUGAAGGGUUCGAUUUCCUCGCUUGGUUUAGAGAAACAGUAGAGCCUGCAGAUUUUGUGGUACUGAAGAUGAAAGCAGGGGAGGCAGAAUUGAAAUUCCUCACUGACUUGUUUGGAAGUGGAGCCAUAUGCUUAGUUCAUGAGCUGUUCCUUAGCUGCCCAGAUCAUGUAGAUGGCAAUGGCGUGACAAGCAAAGACUGCAUGAAUCUCUUCAAGAGUCUUAGAAGCAGUGGAGUUUAUGUCCACCAAUGGUGGGGAGAUUAAUCACCAGCUCAGUUAUGGUGAAGUACUACUGUUAUCUUGUUUGAACCGUGUCUCUAAUUAGUUUCUGAUGUUUAAGUUACUGUUGAUGUUCUUGUUUUUGUUGGUCAUAUCAAGUUUACUCAGUUUGUCGUGUAAGGAUGCAGUGAAGACAUCCAAAGUUGCCUUCUGGUUGGGGCACUUAAGUUAAAUAAGCAACCGUUUGUUUUUGAUGUUAUUGAAUAAAUUUGUUGUGUGCUUCUGUUGAA
Molecule: messenger RNA, 2197 nt
Organism: Ricinus communis (castor bean)
Lineage: Eukaryota; Viridiplantae; Streptophyta; Magnoliopsida; Malpighiales; Euphorbiaceae
Exons: 1
Coding region: 570-1952 (460 amino acids)
Molecular function (GO): S-adenosylmethionine-dependent methyltransferase activity
Source: RefSeq, a predicted model, not a curated record